AUGAUUUCCAGUCAGCCACCGCCAGGCGGCGGCGGCCGGCUUCCGGACGAGGUGUUCCGCAAAAUCACCUCCGUCGAUCAAGGCACCAGCACACUCACACAGGCGGGUAUUCAGGGUCUUAGCGCGAGAAUUCUAGACAAAGACGUUCGCGGCGACGUCGUUAUUCAAUUCGUCGAGAUCAUCAAAAAGCCCGGACAAUCAUUAGGAUUGUAUUUGCGCGAGGGCAACGGCAAAGAUCGAUUCGACGGUGUGUUCGUGUCGCGAUUCGGCGAGACGUCGCAUUUGGCCAAAUAUGGCGACGUGAUUCGUCCCGGCGACGAAAUUCUAACCAUUAAUAACGUCGAGGUCUCGAAUAUGGGAAUCGACGACGUCGUUCUGAUAUUGAGCAUUCCGAGAAGGCUUCUGCUCAGGAUACGAUUCUCAAAAUCCACUCGACAUGAGCUGCCGAUCAGCAAUCGGGCUGUCGAGCGACCGGUCGUCGUCUUUCAUAAGGUCGAGGAGCGAAGGGAAAGCGAAUCGAAUUCGAACGCGCCGAUUCUCUCGCAGCCGACGUCCACGGCGAAUACCUGGCUCGGCAAAAAGAGUCGACAGCAAAUGGAGGAAAUGCGCUCCGGCACACUUCGAUCGUCGUCGACUCAGCAGCAGCAGCAAGUGUCGCCGCGUUCGCAGUACGCGCCGCGUCUUCUCAACGGUCACGCUCAUCCUAUCAAUUCGAGCGAGCCGACGACGGGCGGCACCUAUCAGCGAUUCGCUUCCGAACCAUCCGAUUCGAUCACAAGAACCGCACGUGUGCCACCGCCGCGACUUCAAUCGGCAACCGUUCGCCGAACCGAGAGCUUCAAUUCGGCGCCGGGCGCUUCGACGACCGCCACGAUGUACACACUGCCGCGUUCAUCGACAGCUGUACCGCCGCCGGACAUGAUGAACGCCUCGCGUGUGCCGCUAACCGCUCGCGAGCCAUUAAUGCGCAACGACUACGAUCCAAUGAUGGGCGGUCGAAUGGCGACGAACGCCGCCGACGCGCUCCUCUCGCGCUCAUGGUGCUCGCCGAUUCUGCCGCGAUCGUUGCGGCCAACCGCCGAUCACAAAAGCAAUUCGCUGCCGAGGCGACGCCUCAUGUCAGGCACCGGUGAUCGUUUUGUAGGCGCGCGAAAGGUGAAAUGGCGAAACGACGUCGUCGCAACGGAAUUGUGUGGCGAGGAGAGCGACGGCGCGAUCUCGGCUCCCGAAUACUCAUCGCCGUCAUUCUCGAGAUUAUCGCAACAGCAACAAUUUCGAUUGUCGAACGGAAGUCCCGGUCGAACGGUGAACGACAUCUUCUCGGCGGCCGAAUACCGCAACUGGGCGGGUCCCUAUGAUCCGCGCGCGAAUUAUAGCGGACGAGCGACGCGCUGGUCGCACACGUACGGCGAGCAGCGAGCGCCGAGGACGAGCUCGCUGCCGGGUCGUACGAUAUUGGCGCAGAGUCUUGUUGGAAGCCCGGUGCUUCCGCGCCAUCCGCAGCCGAUUGUCCAGGAGCGGCCGUCGGCGGUCUUCGAUCGCUAUCACGUCUCGCCGCUGAUGAAUCGACGCGCGCCACUUCGCGCCGCCGGUCCCGGCAUCAACAUCGAUCGUCUCAAUGUGAGCAGUCUCACCGGCAUUCUGUUCGUGCAGAUUCUCGAGGGACGCGGCCUCAAGAUACCCGAGAAGCAGAAGGGACUCACCGAGGAGAUGUACUGUGUGCUCGAGGUCGACGAGCAGCAUCGCGCGCGCACCGGCGUCUCGACGAUCGAACAGAAAUUCCGAUGGCGCGAGACGUUCCAUAUCGACGUCGUCAACGCCACCGUCACCAACUUUUUCGUCUACUCGUGGCAUCCGCAAUUUCGCCACAAACUGUGCCAUAAGGGUUCGUUGAAGCUUCUUGAAGCGUUCGUUGUCGAUCAAUUGAACGGCGAUCGGAUGUUUGCGUUGAAUCUCGAACCACGAGGACAACUCAUCGUACGAAUCGGAUUCCAUGAUAUGGCUUCAGUGUUCCGGAGAACGGUCAAUCCAAGACUCGACGGGGUGUUUGGUGUGCCGCUCUCUCGCCUCAUUCACCGAGAACGAAGGGAUACGCCAAUUGUGCUGACGCGAUUGAUUCAGGAAAUCGAGAAACGCGGAGUUGACAAUAAUGGCCUCUAUGUUUUGUGCGGCUCAGUGGAGAAGAAGCGAAUGCUUCGCGAUGAGCUUGAGGCGAAUCCGCUCGGAACUGAACUCGGCGCCGACAGCAUUCCAGACACCAAUGUGAUCGCCUGCCUGGUCAAAGAUUUCCUCAGGGAGCUUCCCGAGCCGUUGAUAUCGCCGCAAAUUCAUGCGAUGCUGCUCGACGCGGCGUCGGUAGCCCUGCCGAACGAUGUGCAAGCAAAUCGCGCCCUAGUUCUAAGGAUUAUCGACUGCCUAACGUUAGCAUGCAAGAAUUGCCUUCUCCUUGUUCUCGACCAUCUUGUCACUGUGCUCUCUUCCUCACCACACAACGGCCUUUCUCCCUCGAGGCUCUCAACGAUAUUCGCGCCUUUACUAUUCUGCUGUCUUGAUUCAAUGUCGCCAUAUCCAUCAUCGCCGACGUCGAAGUCGACGACGGUACGAUGUUUGGACGUGGCUCAGGCGUCAGCCAGCCUUCAGAUGAUUCUGUCGAUAUGGCCAACUAGAGUUAGUAGCGAGAGCGGAUCAGAUAGUCCGGCCACGGCAUCUCAAAAAGGAGCAUCCGUCUAUGUCUCGGAAUCGCAGUGUUGA
Molecule: messenger RNA, 2751 nt
Organism: Caenorhabditis bovis
Lineage: Eukaryota; Metazoa; Nematoda; Chromadorea; Rhabditida; Rhabditidae
Source: the annotation of a GenBank genome assembly